UUUCCCACCUUUCCACCAUCUCCGCUUCAGUAAAUUCACUCUUCGACCCUCUCUCUCUCUCUCUUCUCUUCCUUCUUCUCUCUCUAUAACGCCAUGAUAGGAGAGAGAGAUCUCGCCGGCGAUGGAGAGAGCUCCCGGACCAAGCCUUCGAAACCCCGCUUCUCCCAGCUUAACAGCGACAACCCAGAUGAGAAAAUCGGUCUAUUUCAGAAAGGUAUCGAUUUUCUCAGCGUCCGAUCUAAUCAUCUCGAUGGGCUUUCUUCUAAGUUCACCCGACCAGGAAACGAGCUCACCCUCAGCUAUCUCUGCGAAAACCGGGAGCUUUCCGGGAAAAUCACGGAAAGUUUAGGUCAAAAGGGGAAAGAGGUCGCGGUCUCCGAGAAUUCGAGCCAUGACGAUAAAUGGGUCGAGAGAGAUUUCUUGAAUUUGGGCGAAAUGGGUCCGAAUUCUUCGAAACGGAAGGUUCAGGAGGAAGAAGAACCAUUGGACGAGAAAAAGAAGAGUAAGAUCGAAACCCUAAAUCUCUCCCUGGCUCUGCCGGAUGUUUCUCUGUCUCUGACGGCGUCGAACGCCGUGAAGAAGCCGAAGCCGACAAUCAGCGAGCGAACGAUGACGACCUUCUCGAACGAUUUCACAGCAGCUCCGUCCAUGUCGUGCUCAUACUCGCACCCGUUUUCCCACAACCCUAGUUGCUCUAUGACGCGGAAUUCCACAGAUUUCGAUUGCUCCAUAGGAAGAGACGAUCAAAUUUGGUGUGCCGGUGAAGGGACCAAUGGAUCGGUUCACAGCCGAUUCAGACCGAUCGGCGAGGGCGUUGGUCUUGCGAACAACCUCAGUUUCUGCAAACCCACAAGCUCCGAUUACUCCUUCUUCCCCUCGGAGUUGCCGGCUCGGCCCCGCGUGGAAGUCACGCAUUCCGGCGACUCGAGAAAGAAAGAUUCCGAGAAGCUGCCGAGUUCGGAAGGAAACGAUGCUGUAAGAUCGGAGAGGGUCCUCUACGAUAUCGUAUCGGAGUCUAUUUCUUCUGUGGCGUUGAUGAUUCAGGGAAUGGCGGAUGAAACCCUAGAGUCCGCGAAAGAGCACUUGAGGAACUUGAUCGAUUCGCUGGAGAAGAAGGAGAAGCUGACGAGCCUUCAGAACCAGCUCGACAAAAGAUCCGAUCUUACCAAAGAGACGCUUUCGAAAUGCGUCAAGGAUCAACUAGACAUUCUUGUCGCUGUCAGAACAGGGUUGAAGUACUUCCUUUCCGGUAAAAUUCGAAUCCCCAUGAACGAACUUGUAGAAAUCUUUCUGUUCAUGAGGUGUAGGAAUGUGAACUGUAAGAGCCUUUUGCCCGUCGAUGAUUGUGAAUGCAAGAUCUGCUCGAACAACAAAGGCUUCUGUAGCUCGUGUAUGUGCCCGGUUUGUCUGAAGUUUGAUUCAGCCAGUAAUACGUGUAGUUGGGUUGGGUGUGACGUCUGUUCCCACUGGUGUCAUGCUGCGUGUGGAAUUCAGAAGAAUCUGAUCAAACCUGGGCUGAGCUUGAAAGGUCCUCGUGGCACCACUGAGAUGUUAUUCCAUUGCAUCGGCUGUGGUCACGUCUCCGAGAUGUUUGGAUUUGUUAAGGAUGUUUUCGUGUGUUGUGCAAAGAACUGGGGCAAUGAGACGCUGGUCAAGGAGCUUGAUUGUGUGAGGAAGAUCUUCAGGGGCAGUGACGACCCCAAAGGGAAAGAAUUGUACCGUAAAGCCGAUGAGAUGGUAACCAAGUUAGAAAGCAAGCGGAUUUCGCCUCCAGAUGCAUGUAACUUCAUCAUUCAGUUCUUCAACCACGCAGAGUCAGUAUCGGAGUUUCCGGCGUCUGGGCUAACCUCGAAAGAGAUAACUGCCCCGGAAACCAGCUACAGAAAGGACGAGGCAUCAGUGACGCCAUCCACAUCUGCAUACGCAGCCAAGGAACAGAAGAGUUCUGUCUUAACUGAUGUGACGGGAAGCGGAUUCGACAGCAUUGAGAGCAUGGUGAGGAUAAAGGAGGCGGAAUCGAGAAUGUUCCAGAAGAAAUCGGAUGAAGCAAGGAGAGAGGCAGAGAGUUUCAAGAGGAUGAUAGAGAUGAAGACAGAGAAGAUGGAGGAGGAAUACGCGGAGAAGCUGUCGAGGCUUUGUCUGCAGGAGACAGAGGAGAGGCGGCGGAAGAGAUUGGAAGAGCUAAAGGCGCUGGAGAAUUCCCACUGUGAUUAUAAGAACAUGAAGCUGAGAAUGGAGGCUGAGAUCGCCGGAUUGUUGAAGAGGAUGGAGGUUACAAGGCAACAAUGGGUCUGAGUUCUUAUUUUAAAGAAAAAAGCCUUUCAAAUGAUCUCUCUUCAUUCUUCUUUGGUUUUGUUGUUGUUUUAUGGUUUUAGUGUGUAACUUUUGAAUAAUUUUGGAUUACUUUGAAUCUCUUAACUUUGGGGUAUUCAUUCGAUUUGGAAUUGCAUAUGGGUUA
Molecule: messenger RNA, 2458 nt
Organism: Tarenaya hassleriana
Lineage: Eukaryota; Viridiplantae; Streptophyta; Magnoliopsida; Brassicales; Cleomaceae
Product: protein OBERON 3
Exons: 2
Coding region: 94-2295 (733 amino acids)
Cellular component (GO): nucleus
Source: RefSeq, a predicted model, not a curated record